Messenger RNA from Dermacentor albipictus, 1921 nucleotides. RefSeq lists its product as uncharacterized. Gene Ontology annotation, cellular component: plasma membrane. The record is from RefSeq and is a predicted model, not a curated record. Gene Ontology annotation, biological process: calcium ion transport. NCBI's taxonomy places the organism in Eukaryota, Metazoa, Arthropoda, Arachnida, Ixodida, Ixodidae. Gene Ontology annotation, molecular function: monoatomic cation channel activity.
GUGAAUGCGCGCGUGGUGUUGUGACGGUUAUAUGUGAAUUCAAACGUUCGUUGGUUUGAGCCUCGUGUUCGCGUUGGCCUUUCGGACGGCGUGUCAGGCAGUGGUUCUGUGGCCAUCUUGUUUUUGAUAGCUCGCCGUCGGGAUCGAACGCACAAUGCAAAGGCUACCUCGGCGGUUUGGUGUUUGAGCGUGCUUUAUGUACUGGGUGUCAGCUGCUGAUGGAUACAUCCCUUUGCGCUGCGUUGGGUCCGCAGGCCUCGGCACAAUGGAGCGGAGUCAACGUCCUUCCAGCGCCAACGAUCCGCACAGUGCUGCUCUCUCCGACUACACUGCCCCUGGCGGCGGCCAUGGUUACGCUCUUCGUAUCCGUGGCCGCUCUGGGACACCAGGCUGACGGCCACAAUGGAGACCUCGUGAUGGACGUCUACUUCGGCGACGACGAACAGCAGACGAAGCCGCUGCGGCUGCGCCCGGCUCGCGUCGAACCUUACUGCUGGACGGCCGGCGUGACGUACACCUACCUGAGGGAGGGCAUCUUCAGACCCAUGGUGGCUGCCUGGUUCAGCGGCCACAAUGGUUCCUGGGUCGCGGCGCACAAGGACUCUAUCGGCGUCUACCGCAAUCUCACGUCGGUACAAGACGUGUGGCUCCGCGGCUUGCUGGUCCUACCUCCAGAUGUGGUUCCAACGCGCACGAAUAUCAGGUGCGGCCUCCGGGAGGAAACUCGGCUGCCCGUCGGUUACACCGUUUCAUACGCCGUCAGCAGAGUGGUCGCGAAGGACUGCCGACUCGAAAAUGACGACACGCCUUCAGCGACGUGCGGCAGCCGAGAGUCGGUCCUACUCUUCAACUCUACGGGGGGUGCCGGUCACGAGAUGGCGUAUGUCUUCCAGGAACCCGGGACGUACCGCAUCGCGGUGACGCUGCAGAACCCGCUCAGCGCAGCCACGGCGAUGAAGACAGUCAGCGCGCUGGACGAAAUUCGAGGACUGCGAGUGAACUUGAGCGCCCCCGACGUUGGCGGUGGCCGUCAACCUUUCGUCCUGGCGACCGGAAGCAACGUGACGCUCCUGGCUACGUACGCAACAGGAACCGACGUUCGCUGCUCGUGGCACGUCCUCCCUGCUUGCGGCUCCUGUCUCGUCGUGGCGCCUGCGGAAGGACUGCGGGACCCCGCGAAGACGUGCGUGGCGUGGUUCCUGUUUCCCGUCGCCGGCGCGUAUUCAGUGACCGCGCAAGCCUGGAACGACCUGGGCCAGCGGCACGGAGCAAGCCAGACUGUCCCUGUGAUUGCACAGGACAGGGUGAAAGGUCUGCGAGUGUGGACCCGUGGGCCUCGGUGGGUCGCGAAGGUGGGAGCGCGGUUUGUGAUCGGGGUGGCUCUGGAAGAAGGCACGAACGCGACGGUCGCGUACCGGGUGCCGGGACAGCGGUGGACGCCAGUGCGACCUUCGCAUUCCGGGCGCGGCGCUCGCAGUGCCUCGCUUCGCUUCGGCGAGGCGGGUCUCCAGCGCGUGCGAGUGCGCGCCGCCAACUUGGUGUCGAUGGAACGCGCCGUCGUCACCGUGCGCGCCUUCAAGCGCCUGCCGAGGAGCCUCGUCCUCAGUGUGGUCAACUGCAGGGGUCACCGGGCUAUGGCGGCUGUCUUCACCCGGGCUGGACACUUCUUCCACCAGGAGUCCGUGGUGUACGCUUGGAAGCAAUCGCGCCGCACCGAGCGCCACACUUCAGUGCCUUUCUUCAGCGUGACUCUUCCUUACGGCUUGGAGUGGAGCGCCGUUCAACUCCGUGUACGCGUGCACUCGCCAGGUGAGUUCGGCGGACCUCUGUUUGGCGUGGUGUCGAUGUGAAGGGUAUGAAAAAAAAAAAACUAUGCGGUUCCUACGAACUGUGUGAACCAGAAGGAAACGGGGCGCUUCUC